AUGGUUUCGAAACCCAUGCGCGUGCUACUGCAGCAGCAAGAAAGGCGGCUGCAAGCACGCGUGCAGCCGCAAAAAGUGCCUCUCACGCCUCAUCAGCAGGUGAUUCCGGGUACCUCGAAUCGCAAUCAAGAAGAGUCUGAGAUAGAGCUCAUCUAUUCCGGCGAGUCGGAUGAUGCAUUCGACUCGAAGGUGACUCCUCACGCCUCGGGAUCACCCGGGGCAGACGCUGCAAAAGACAGGCUGACUGGCUCUGGUCAGCGCGGCAGUAUCAUGACCGAGAUCUUCGUAUCGAGUGAUUAUUCCGAUGAGUCUCCGCCUCACGCAAGUCCAUCCAACGAUAGGACGCGUGGAGAUGGUGGUGAUGCACAUAUGCAUCACCACGAGCGAAGUAGCUCAAGGUAUUGGGGUAACACUGGUGCCAGUGCUCAUGCUGGCACCAAUCAAGAGGCCAGGAACCGAAAUGUCCUGCGCCACGCUCCUCAAGUGGAGUCUUCUUGGAUGCCGUCAUCUAGAGAGUUAGACCGGUUGGCCGGCAUCACUACCGAUCGGGACCAUAUCCCGUUGCUCGACUUUAGGAAGAUCUGCCCUCCAAAUUCCAGCACGGAAACUAUCCGUGCUGAGGAAGAAUUCUUCACCGAUGCAUUUUUUAAGCACCGGUGGUACUACGGCAGCCGUGGUCGAGACGGUACGGCCCUGGUGAAAGGAUGGAAUGCCUUUACCUACAACAUCGAGUGUAUUGGCUUUUAG
Messenger RNA from Peronospora matthiolae, 747 nucleotides. Lineage: Eukaryota; Oomycota; Peronosporomycetes; Peronosporales; Peronosporaceae. The record is from the annotation of a GenBank genome assembly.